UCAUCCAUCCUCUCUGUAUUGGUUUGUAACACGGUUCGGAGCCACCGUUUGGUGACUAAACUGGAUUGUAUUGUUAUUCUCUGAUUGGGUUCAGUUCAGGGGUACCUGCUGGUGCCAACAUGCAAAUAAAUUUCUCGAGUCAGAGGGAAACGGUUCUUUAACACUUUAAUUGAUAGUCGGUUUGAUAUCAAAAAUGCAUUAAUUUACGUGAACAGGUUCCCCAUCUAUUUAGAAAAACAGUGUUGACUAAAAGGCGAGAGACUCCUCACACCCGUAAUAAGUAAUAACACUUUGCUAUCGAUUCAUUUAUCAUUUAUAGACUCGCAAAUAAGUAAAUGCGGAAAAUUAGUGUUUGUACGGGAAUAGGUGUUUGUUUUAUUGCAGAGGUAAAAGCACUCUAUCAAUCACUCACCACCAUCAGUUACUUUACUUGACAUUUGCACAACAAAUAAUUAGAUUGAUAAACUUGGGCAAGCAAACCAAACCACACUAAAUAUCGUGUUUGCUUAGUUAGGAGGGUUACUAUGUAGGGUGUUAUAAAAAUAUAUAAGUAUGCUUUCUCGCCAAAAAAAAUCUUCAUCUUCAAUAGUAAUGUAUUUAGAAAAUUGAUUUAGUAUUUCAAUUAGCCAAACUAAAUAAUCAUUGGCCAACAAUUUCAGUUGAGCCUAUAGCCAAUGUUUGUAGUCACAACAGAAAGUAUAACAAUGGUUUGCAUUUGUAUACAUUAAAAUUCACAUAAAAUUAUACCUAGAUUUUUUAAAAUUUUUAUCAGGCAAAAAGUAUAAAUAUAAUAGCUAAUAAUUUAUUCGCCAACGUGGUUAUAAUAUUGGUAGUACUUGGAUUUGUUGUACAGUCAGUAUACUGAAAAAAGAAAGACUAGUAAAAAAGAGUGCUUCUAUGCAAAGUUACGAGAUUAUUUAAACUUUGAUAGGAAAUAAUUCAUUGAGACUGUUAGUCUUUUACAUAUUAGUUAAGAUUAUAUAGCUCUCUGUAACUAAAAUGGGGAAAGAUAAAGUGAAAGUUGGGGUGAGGGUUAGGCCAUUCAAUGCUCGGGAAAAGGCCAUCCUGUCUUCUGGAGGCAGUUCUGUCACCAUCCUCCAGGUGAAACAAGAGUCAAAUCAAAUCGCCUUGGUACACCCAUCCUCCUCUCUGAAUAAUAAUAAUCCAAGUAAUAUAAAAUCAUUCACAUUUGACCAUGUUUUUGACAUGGAUGGGAAUCAGGAAGAAGUGUUUGUUAAUCUGGGGAGGGACCUUUUGUCCAGCGCUUUCGAGGGAUAUAACGCCUGCCUAUUUGCAUAUGGACAAACCGGAAGUGGCAAAAGCUAUACUAUGUUGGGAUCAUCCGAGCAACGGGGCGUUAUUCCAAGACUAUGUGAUGCAAUGUUUAAUCAAAUAGCGGAGGAAAGUGAAAACGCAAACAAAGGUCCUCAAAGUUCGAGCAAUCCCAACAUAUUUAAAGUGGAGGUUUCAUUCAUGGAAAUUUAUAACGAGAAAGUUCGGGAUUUAUUGGUGGCAAACAAAACAUCUUUGAAAGUGAGAGAACACUCUAUAUAUGGUCCAUACGUUGAUGGACUUUCCAUCCUGGCAGUCACUUCAGCUGAAGAUGUUUCAACAUUGAUGGCAGAAGGGAAUAAAUCUAGAACAAUUGCGGCCACCAACAUGAAUUCUGAGAGUUCUCGAUCGCAUGCCGUGUUUACAAUAGUCUUGACACAAACUAUGACUGAUUUGACCAGCGGUGUGACGGGGGAGAAAGUUAGUAAACUUAGCCUAGUAGAUUUGGCUGGGUCGGAAAGAGCUACAAAAACAGGUGCGGUUGGGGAAAGGCUAAAGGAAGGAAGUAACAUUAACAAAUCAUUAACCACUUUGGGACUUGUGAUAUCAAAGUUGGCAGAAGGAAGUAUUAGUUCUGCUGGAAAUGUGAGAGACUCCAAGACAUUCAUUCCUUAUAGAGAUUCUGUAUUGACAUGGCUCCUGAAGGAUAAUUUGGGAGGAAAUAGCAGAACCAUUAUGCUUGCAACAGUGUCCCCAUCACCAGAUAAUUACGAGGAAACUUUGUCAACUUUGCGUUAUGCAGACAGGGCGAAACGAAUUGUUAAUAAUGCUGUAGUUAAUGAAGAUCCAAAUGCGAAGCUCAUUCGUGAGCUACAAGCUGAAGUUAAACAGUUGCGAGAACUACUAAAAAGUCAUGUCAGUGACACAGUACUUAAUGAAAAAUUGGACCAGAGUAAGAAAUUGAUGAGACAAGCGAGCGAACCAUGGGAAGAUAGGCUUCAGAGAUCAGAACAAGCCUCACAAGAAAGACAAGCUGCUUUGGAGAAAAUGGGAAUUUCAGUGUCUGGAAUUUCGGUGGAAACUGAUCGGUUUUAUUUAGUGAAUUUAAAUGCCGAUCCUGCUCUAAAUGAGAUGCUAGUAUAUUAUCUCAAAGAAGAUCGGACAUUGGUGGGAAGGCCGGAUGGGGAUGGUCCACCGGAUAUCCAACUAACCGGCCUCGGAAUAUCUCCACUACACUGUGAGCUCAUAGUGGAACCUGAUCAGAGCCUUCACCUCAUCCCUUAUCCUAUGGCCCUCACGUGUGUCAAUGGGGAGAAAGUGGAGAAGAGAAAGCUAUUACAUCAUGGCGAUAGGAUUCUUUGGGGGAACCAUCACUUUUUUAGGUUGAAUAGCCCAGCUAGGACAACCCAAAACACGUCCAAUGUCAUGUCUAUUAUGGAUGGAAUCGAUGAUUCGUCGUCGGGCUAUGAACAAGCAUCGUCAGAGUUUUACAUGAAACAGCUUGUUACUAGUGAUCCGUUGCAUGAAGCUGUUGCAAAAUUAGAGUCGAAACAUCAAAAGGACAAAGAAGUAGCUCUAGAAAAACAGAGGCAAGAACUGACAAUGACGCUAGAAAGACAGUUUAAUGCACUUAUGCACGUCCUUAGCCCCACGACUUCUAUGCCUCCUGCCCUACCUUGGGCAGGAGACGCUCAAAGCUAUAUCCAACAACAGCAACAUAUGCAACAACAAAAUAGUGUUCAAAUUGCGACGGCCAGAAAUUCGAAAAUGGCAGAAGGACUUAAAUUACUCAAAGAAUUUCUACUAAGGGCAAACCACAUGGUUCGCGAAGCCAAUGAAAUUGCGAGUGCUAUGAAAAUUGAUGUCAAGUAUAGCGUAACACUUUUAAUUCCUCCUCUAAAUAUCACACCAAAUCGUCCAAAAGGAGCUCUUAUCACAGAACCGUCCAUCAAAGUUGAAAAAGAAGGACAUUACCAUCAAAUAUGGUCCAUGGAAAAGCUUCACAAUCGCUUAGUGGAUAUGAGAGAACUUUACGAAGAGUUUUGCAUACAACAACAAGAUUUUGAUCAACCUGAUAGUUUUUGUGAGAUGGAUCCUCCAGCAUCGUUUUUUGAGCCAGACCAGCCACACGUUCUUCUUGGAAUUGCAAAUGUAUUUUUGCAGGCGUUAUUUUACGAUGACGUCACUCUGAAAUAUCCGGUUCCGGUAAUUUCCCAACAAGGAGAAAUUGUUGGGCGACUACACGUAGAAAUUACAAAAAUUUCCGGGCAAAUCGAUGAUAUAAACUCUAGAAACUCUAGUAUGAACACGAGCAAAGGAGAUGCAUCUCUUUACGAAGAUUAUGAUGAUGACGUGGAUGAUGUGGAACCUGAACAAAAAACUAUAACCGUUCGAGUAACUGUGCGUCACUUGGCUGGAGUUUCAAGUUCCCAUUCACAUUAUGUAUUUUGCCAGUAUGUUUUUUGUGAUAACAUUGUGGUCUGUCCCCCUGUGGAGUCGACAACUGUUGUGAGAUUUGAUCACACACGCUAUUUUACAAUCCCCAUCUCUGAAGAGUUUAUUGAUUAUUGCUCCGAAUCAGCUUUGUCCUUUGAAGUGUGGGGACACAGGGGCAAUCAAAUUACGUCCCAUUCUUUAGAAAAUAAUCAGUCUUCCACAAAUAACGAAACGAAUAACAACAGUGUUACCGACAGAUGGAAGGAUGUCACAUCACAAAUGAAACUGUGGGUGGAAAUUCAGGAAUUGAAUGAAAAUGGGGAAUACAUGCCAGUCGACGUUGACUACACGGCAGCUUGUGGAACUGGAGGAGUGCAUCAAUUAAAACAAGGAUUGCAGAGAAGAAUUUUGAUAAGCGUUGAGACGAAUGCAACAAUUGGGCAGCUUCCCAUUGUCUGUGAUGAAAUUGACCAAGUGUCUAUGGGUGCUAUAACUCCACGAUCAACUACUCUUCAACGGCCCCUGGACUCGUAUCAAGAAGAAGACUUGACUUUGCUUCGGGAACGGUGGGGAGAGGCAUUAAAAAGGCGAAGAGAGUACUUGGAUUCUCACUUGCAAGAUUUGGCGAGAAAGCACGAUAAAACUUCUGAGGAUGUGGAAAGGGAAAAGUCGUUGGUAGCACAGUGGCUGAUGCUGACAGAAGAGAGAAAUGCGGUUUUGGUCCCAAGUCCAGAUUCUUGCGUCCCAGGCGCACCCACCAAUUCAAACUUUAAACCAGAGAUGGGAAUUGAAUUGCACAUGCCUAUCGUGUUUUUGGAUAUUCCAGAGGAUGUAUUAUCUGCAGACUCCAGUCCCCAUUCCCCACCCAUUGCGACAGGACUAACGGCUGGAUUAAAUUCACUAUUACCAAAAGAACAUGAAGCUCCUUUUGUAGCACUUCCAAUGAUACGGAAAUCUUACGGAGAUUUUUACUCGGCUUGGAGCGAUCAGAGAAUGUCUACUGAAAGUUGGGCAAUGGUGUCUAUGGUGGAACCUUCUGUCCAUGACUGUUCUCAACUCAAUAAACCUACGCCACAAGGGGAAGUUAUUUAUGUCAUACUAAGAAUUGCUCUUCGCUUUAGCCAUCCCGUGCAAAUGGAAUGCAUUCUUAGAAAAAGGAUAUGUCUUGUUGUGAAAAGAAAUAGAGCUUCUUUUGCCGAACGUCUUAAAGCAAGAUUUUCUGUAAAAGGCCCUGUCGACGAACAGGAGCGGACAAAGAAAAGGACUGGAAUUACAUAUCAAAUUGUGAGUCAUCUCCCAAAGUCUUCUGAACAAUUAGAAACACGGGAAUCGCUUGCAGUUUUGGCAGUAUCUCAUGGAGAGUCAUAUAUCGAAGAGUACUUGAGAUCUAUAUCAGCAGUGGAUUCUAUUUUGAAUUUGGAUCGUAUGCGUCAAUCGGUCCAUCUACGAGAAGAACAAAUGAAAAGUCGACCAAGGAAUUCCAUGAAUAAGAGCUUCCAUCAGCAACAGAAUGGUGCUCCGUCCUCAUCUGCUGGAGGACUGAUGAGGAAAACAUUGUCCGUUCCAAACAUAUCACAGUUGUUUAUUGGUCCCAGCCCAAGCUCAAAUAAUUUAGUGGGUGGCCAUUCGAAAUUUUCCCAAAUCAGUAAUGGAGGAAUUGGGCUUUCAACCCAUUCUCAAAGUCCUGCUGGAAUGAUUAAUUCAUCGAUUGGAGAACGGAACAAUGUAGUGAAUUCUAUCCGUCGUACGAGACCUAUUCGAUCAGAGAGUUUGAGAAACCUUUCCGCUUUCACAAGCCCUCCAACAUCAACAGUAACAAGCCCAUCAUCCCAGCAGCAACAGCAAAGUCCGCAAACUCAAAGGCCAAGUUCCCUCAGCUUAGGAGGAUGUACCAAUACUGCAAGCAAUAACGCCACCCCACACACUUCCAAGUGGACUAGCCUAAUGACUACGGUAAUGGAGGAGGAAAGUUCAGGCUACGGAAGCCAAAAAUCAUCCGAUUCUCCUACGACGACGGGCUGACGACGUAGGGCCCGUUCCCUUAUAAUACCUUAGCCAGCACUCUCAUGUUGAAGUGACACUGUAGAGUAGCUGACUCAUCAUUACAAAUGCAAUAUUUGAGUAGCAGUAGUAGAAAUUAUGACAGUUUCCAUUUCGCAUGAAUAUUAAUGUUAAUACAAUGUCUUCUUCAACCUUAUUUAGAGUAGAAAAAUCUUAUACACCGACUAAAUGUUUAGUACGUACUGGUGUCAAAUUAAAUCGCAGCUAUAAAACUAGCCUGAAUACAUACUAGGCACCUAUAAUAGAAGCUUAUUUUGGAAAUCUAUGCAAGUACGAUGCGAGACACAAAUUGCAUUACUUAAAUGAUUUGCUUGUGCCAAGAUACAUACAUACAUAUAUAUGUAUGUACAUACGUCCAUAUCAUUUAUGUAUAUUAAAUUAUAGUCGAUCGUUGCAAAUAUAUUAUGAGCUUCUAACAAAGAAUGGUAGUGACCGCAUAUUGUGGAGAGACUGCUGAGUGAUAAAUAUGUGCAGCUACAAGAAAGACAAAUUAUUUUAAUUUUAUAAAUUUUAAUCCAAAGGGAUACAAAAAUAUGUUUGAAAAAUAUUUACGCAUUCCAUUCACAUCUAGUCCAGCAUAUAUAUAUAUCGUAGAAAAGAAACAUUACCUUGGCGUCGCUACUGCUUGAAAACUCUGUUGAAAUGUUCAAAACUAACAACCAAACUAAUUUAUUGUUUACCGUAGACUUAGAUAUAUUAAUUAUUAUUACUAUUAUAAAAGCCAGUUCGUUAUCCAUGACCGUAUGCAAUGAAUAGUAAUUGGAACCAACUCACUAUAUAAAUGCUCCAUCAAUCUUUAACUACAUGCUAUAAACUGUAAAAAUGUUUUUUCAUGAAACCUAUGCAAUUCCUCAAAAGUUAAAAAUAAGCCACAAUUUGCCUUACAUUCAAAAUGAUGUACUUUUGUUGUUCGUUCACAUUUAUAUAACAAUUGAUGUUGCAUGAUUUAAAAAUUCCCAACUUUAAAUUGAGAAAUUCGAUUUGAGAAUUGAAAAUUCUUCAACGUCUCCAAACCAUAUAAGUUCGUGUCAAUGUGAUUAUUGUGUGUUUUAUCCAGACGAUGCCAUAAAUAUACCAUACAGUUUUUAAUAAAUCAAGACGUUAUACAAUA
Messenger RNA from Folsomia candida, 6880 nucleotides. Its product is annotated as kinesin-like protein KIF13A. Lineage: Eukaryota; Metazoa; Arthropoda; Collembola; Entomobryomorpha; Isotomidae. The transcript is spliced from 34 exons. Gene Ontology annotation, cellular component: microtubule; kinesin complex. The record is from RefSeq and is a predicted model, not a curated record. Gene Ontology annotation, molecular function: microtubule binding; ATP binding; ATP hydrolysis activity. Gene Ontology annotation, biological process: microtubule-based movement; cytoskeleton-dependent intracellular transport. The coding region runs from base 1000 to 5730 and encodes 1576 amino acids.